Messenger RNA from Anoplophora glabripennis (Asian longhorned beetle), 2259 nucleotides. RefSeq names its product probable ATP-dependent RNA helicase DDX43. The record is from RefSeq and is a predicted model, not a curated record. Lineage: Eukaryota; Metazoa; Arthropoda; Insecta; Coleoptera; Cerambycidae. Gene Ontology annotation, molecular function: RNA helicase activity; ATP binding; RNA binding. Bases 115 to 2118 code for a protein of 667 amino acids. The transcript has 9 exons.
AGUAAAGGUUACAAGUUGCAAGUACCGGUGUCAAAGCAAAUUAAUUCAAUUCAAUUUCAAUUUGUUGAGAUUAUAGUUCUUUGCAUUUACGAAAAGUGAUAGAUAUUUUAAAAAAUGUGUGAUGAUUGGGAUGAUAAUGCUCCUAUUGAAAUGCCACAAGGCAAUUAUGAAAACAGACCGAUUUGUUCACAAAAUUUUAGUAACAGCAACUUCCGAGCGGCUCGUGGAAAUGGUAGAAACAACGAGAGAAAUACAAGAUUUCAGAGAAAUAACAGAUAUAACAAUUCUUACGGAAAUGGCGAAAAUUCUUCUAAUAGGUCAGAUGGUUUAUAUAGAAAUAACAGAUUUAAAGAAAAUAAAACCUCAUGGGGAAAUAGCUCUAACAUGACUGAAAAUGAUCAGACUGAAACUAUUAAUGUCCCUUCGAAAUUUAUUGGAAGGAUUAUUGGUCGAGGAGGAUCAAAAAUCAAUGAAUUACAAUCAGAUUCAGGGGCAAAAAUUCAAGUGACGAAAGAUAUAAUUGGAGACGACACUGUUGUCAAAAUAUUUGGAAAUCAAGAUUCAAUAGACAAAGCUAAAUCGCUUAUCAAUUCUUUGACUACUGAUACAACUGAAAUGGUGAGAAUUAACAGUAAUCCACCCCCACUACAAGAAGAAAAAAAAGUUGUAGACUGGAAGACUCUUCUUAAGGAGUGUGAAGAAGCAGAACAGGCUGAAUGGGAUAAAUAUCCACAAAUAAAAAAGCAGUUCUAUGUGGAACACCCAGAAGUGACUGAUUUAACUGAAGAAGAAGUUCAACUUUUCCGUCAAGAAAACAACAACAUCGUCGUUGACAGAACAUUCAAAAAAGAAAACAGUCUUCCGAUACCCAAACCUUGCCCUAAAUUCAUUCAUGCUUUCUUUAAUUAUCCUGAAAUUCUGAGUGAAAUUGAAAAGGUAGGAUUUCAAACACCGACACCAAUUCAAGCGCAAGCCUGGCCAGUAUUGUUAAGUGGAGAAGACCUAAUAGGUAUUGCUCAAACAGGGACAGGGAAGACAUUGGCGUUCUUGUUACCUGCAUUAAUUCAUAUUGACGGCCAACCAGGAAAUCGGUCAGAACGAGGAGGACCAGCGGUGUUAGUAAUGGCACCUACAAGAGAACUUGCUCUUCAAAUUGAUAAAGAAGUAAAAAAGUAUUAUUACAGGGGCAUUACAUCAGUUUGCGUAUAUGGAGGAGGAAACCGCAGGGAACAAGUUAAAACAGUCACAGAUGGAGUAGACAUAGUUAUAGCUACGCCUGGACGUUUAAAUGAUUUAUAUGAAGCAGGGCAUUUGAAUGUGAAGACGGUCACAUAUGUUGUAUUAGACGAAGCAGAUCGCAUGUUAGAUAUGGGAUUUGAACCACAGAUUCGCAAAGUUAUGUAUGCGAUCAGACCAACCAGACAGACUGUAAUGACGAGCGCCACAUGGCCUCCGGGGGUGAGGCGGCUAGCUGAUUCCUACAUGAAUGAUCCCAUUCAAGUUUAUGUGGGCAGUUUAGAUUUAGCAGCUACACACACCGUUACUCAGAUCAUCGAAAUGAUGCCAGAUGAUGAUGAAAUCAAAUUGCAAACUUUGAUGGAUUUUGUCCGCAAUAUGAGUCCAGAUCAAAAAAUGAUCGUUUUCUGUGGAAAAAAAUCACGUGCCGACGAGAUAUCUUCAGAAUUAGUACUUGCUGGCAUAGAUUGCCAAUCCAUACAUGGCAAUAGAGAACAAAGCGAUAGAGAACAAGCACUGAUAGAUAUCGCUAACGGCACUGUUAAAAUUCUUAUAGCGACUGAUGUAGCAUCUAGAGGAUUGGAUAUAGAUGAUAUUACGCAUGUAUUGAAUUACGAUUUUCCGAAAAAUAUAGAAGAAUACGUUCACAGAGUAGGCCGCACGGGUAGAGCAGGCAAGUUGGGAGAAUCCAUUAGUUAUUUCACAAGAAAUGACUGGGGGCAAGCUAAGGAUCUUAUUAAUAUAUUAGAAGAGGCUCAGCAGGAGAUUCCACAUGAAUUACAUAAUAUGGCAGAGAGGUAUACUGUCUGGAAGGAGAAGAAAGAUAGCAGCGGAAGAGGCACAGGAAGGGGUAGAGGCGGUUUUGGUGGAAGACGCUGGUGAAUCUCAUUUUCUUUAGUUAAUUUAAAAGAAUUUCAAUUAUAUUUUGUUAGUUCUUGUAUGCAACUUUAUUUAUAUUAUUUUUUAUGUGACAUUUGUAGUAUUAUACCUCGACGAGGAAAAAUAUAUGAAUCGUAAUGGGAA